AUGGGAAACCAAGGAUCCACCAUGGACAUCAGGUAGACUCUCAUUUGGAUAGUUAGUAGGUUUGUUUUCAUCUUCUUCUCCUCCUCUUCCUCCUCCUCCCCCUCCUUUAAUCGCGUCAGGCCGCCAUCUUGGAAAAAUAAUUAGGACAAGGGAGAAGACUGUCGACCUCUCCCUUGUAAUACUUGUUUCAUGGCACGCUUUUACUCUCUGUCACUUUCAUCAUACCAGAUGGCGGCAGAGCAAUCGAAGGACAUGUCAUCGCUUUCCCAGAAAAAAGACGCCUCGCUUUGAGUUUAAUUUCGAGGUUCUACUAGUAUAAGGCAGCCAAAAAUCCUGUCAUCAUGCCCUCUUGUUUUCAGGAAAGAUCAAGACACAUCUUCAAAUGAUGAUCUGGCGUCAUCCUCACUCAGAUCCAGUGUCCCGCAGUUCGCCUCCACGGAUUAUCUUUACAGUGUAGCCUCAGCGCCAGAACUGAGAACUAAUCCGAUAAGACCAAAAGAACUGCAAGUAAACCUGCGAAAGUAUCACCGAGAGAAAGUCCGUUUGCCUGCCAGCGAGAUCCAGUGGGCUAAACAACUUGUGUACAGCCAUACUCAAAAACUACUGGAGUAUUGUAAGCGAGAGACAGGUGUGGUCAGUGGUAUGGAGUACGGGGGUACAAUGUACGAGAGGCUGGAAAGCAAACGAGGUAAUGAGAUUGACGUAAUGUUGGUGCUGAAAACGGGUUCUGAAGAUGUAACGCUUCACGAGGUUGUUCCGAAAUUGUACUCAAAGAUAAAACUUGUUAAAGAUAAGGCCGAUACGAAGCUGGCAAGGCUCACUGAUAAACAUGGCUAUUUGCAGCCAGCUAAAAUGCAAGUCUGGCUUGACAGGCUAGCUCAGAAAUGGACGGAGAAAACUAGGCGAUCUUCGGACGGAUCCAGAGUUUAUACUCAUAAGAAUGGUCCAGCUAUCGAGAUCAUCAUCCGGGAUACUAACAGAGGAGGCUCAGUAACCGCGCAGAUAAUUCCAUGUGUAAGGUUCCCGGAUGAGUCGGGAGAUUAUCGCCACUAUGUGCCAUGCGCGUUCAAAGAGUGUACGAAGUUUGAACUGGGAAAUACCUCAGAGCGCUCGAUUUUGUGGAGAAGAACAUUCUCACUGAAAGAAAGAGAAAUUGUUUCCAGUUUAGAUCGUUCUGUAACGAGCACAUGCCGACUGGAAUGUCUAAAAAUUCUCAAAUUCUUUUUCAGCUCAGACAAAAAGCUGCGCAGUUUUCGUUUCUAUUUGCUUAAAACGGCUUUUUUACACUACCGCACCACAGACCCAGAAUGGCGCGCGGAUCAACUCGCGGAGAGAUUUCUCGGUAUGUUGAGCUACGUUCAAGAAUGUGUGAAGCGAAAAGAUCUACCGCACUACUUUUUACCGAGCGUUAACCUUUUCAAAGGACUGAGUGGAACGGCUCGCGAUGCUAUCGACUGCCGACUGCAACAGCUGCUAACGGAUGAAAAACAACUGUUUUAUGCCAUUUAUGCUUAG
This is a messenger RNA of Porites evermanni, 1515 nucleotides long. Lineage: Eukaryota; Metazoa; Cnidaria; Anthozoa; Scleractinia; Poritidae. The record is from the annotation of a GenBank genome assembly.